Molecule: messenger RNA, 2493 nt
Organism: Oncorhynchus mykiss (rainbow trout)
Lineage: Eukaryota; Metazoa; Chordata; Actinopteri; Salmoniformes; Salmonidae
Product: dixin
Biological process (GO): canonical Wnt signaling pathway
Cellular component (GO): cytosol
Molecular function (GO): protein binding
Source: RefSeq, a predicted model, not a curated record
AGGAAGUGACGUUUUGGGCUGCAGCCUGUUCUCAGGAUCCGCCCGCUGUAACCAUGGCGACAAGGACGCGGAGGCAUGCGCCUGCGCAGUGGUUUUCUGGAUCCCGUUUCAGGAGCAGAGAGAAUGCUGGAAGCGAGAGGCUAAUGUUGUUCUCACGUUUUCCCACGGGAGAUGUAAAUUUAUGAUGUCAGAACCGUUAACUUUACCCAGUGCAGCUUCCUCAUCUGGUACACUUGCUUUGUAUGUUCUCUAGCGGUAGUUUAACAUAACGGCCCGCCUGUCGCCCGGGUCGGGUGUGUGCGUUGUGUCCGGUUGCACAAGGAAGGAUGAAGGCGUCUCUCUCUAAAGGCAUCCGGCUGGACGCUGUUCUCCAGGAGGGCUUCAACGAGCAGCAGCUAUCAACCUAUGUGUUGUGGGUGAACAGCCAGUUGAAGAGGCGACCAGGCCUGAAGCCCAUCGCAGACCUCAGAGUAGACCUGCAGGAUGGAGUGGUGUUAUCACACCUGGUGGAGAUAGUGGCGGGGGAGGCGUUGGAGGGGGUACAUCAGGCUCCUAGGGACCGAGAGGAGAGCAGGGAGAAUGUGGAGCGAGUCCUCAACUUCAUCACCUCCAGACGUAUACGCAUGCCUCACACCUCUGCUCGGGAUAUAGUAGAAGGUGAUCUGAAGUCAGUGAUGAGGUUGAUUCUGGCUCUAGCUGCCCACUUCAAACCAUCAGCCAAUCAGAGAGCAGCGUCCAGGGGUGGACGGAGCAUGGCGGGAGCCGCAGCCAACCACAGGACACUCUCCACAGUUGCCAUGGCGCAGAGCGCAGCAACAGCAUUGGCAGCCGCACGACACGACGCAGAGGGAACAGCUAGUGGUUGGGGUAUGCUUGUAGAUGAGGAUGGAGGUGUGUGUGUUCGUGCUCUGGUCCAGCAGUACGAGAGAGGACCGCCAGACGAUCCUGACACAACACCAAGCAGUUCCCCCAGAGCCCCGCCCACCAGCCAAUCAGACAACAGAGAGCCGGAGGAGAGCCAACCAGAGAGAAGCACUAAGUCAGGUUGGGAGAGUCCUCUGACUGAGAGCCUGGAGAGAGAGAUGCAGGAGACACGGAGAAUGGUGUCAGCUCUACAGGCCCUGUUACUUCAUGGGUGUCUGCCAGAUGAUGAGCAGGAGACGUUGAAUCUGACUCUGGGAGAAGAUAACCCUGAACAACAACUGGUGGUAAUUCGUAGUCAUCUAGAUCAGAGUAUGGAGGAGACUCAGGAGCUGAAGAGAGAGCUGUUGCGUUGUAAACAGGAGGUACGGAACCUGCGUGGAGUCAAGGAGGCACAGCAGCAAAGAUUGUUUGCCCAGGAGGAGUGUAUGUUGCAGCUAAAACAGGAGCAGCUCAGAGCCAGCAUGACCCAGGACCAACUCACCAGCCUCAACGCGGAGCUACAGAGGAAGUUGGAUGAGAGGAGCAGGUUGCUGAGUGAGUGCAAGAAGGAACUUGGACAGAAGGACCGACUGCUGCAGCAGCACAAACACAAACUGGAGGAGGGCCAGCUACAGAAGGCUGGCUUGCAGAGAGAGCUGGAGUGUAAAGACAACAUGUUGCAGGAGAUGAUGAGUCGUCAUGGUGACCAGGCCCCGCCCCACCUCACGGCCACACCCCUUCCCUCUGGGGCUGAGGAGCUGCAGCUGGUGCGGUCAGCGUUGAGGAGUCUGAGAGGAGUGUUCCGAGAGCAGGAUCCUCAACACCACACUCUGGAUACACUGGAGCAGGGCAUCACAUCACUGACCGACAGACUGACACACACACACCAGGUACAGGGGAAGGGGAAGUCUUCAGGAUGCAACAGAGCCACACACAACCAGCACGACUCCUGGCCUCCAAGCAAGAUGGCCCACUCCUACAGUAGUCCAUUGCUGAGCUCGUGUGGUUCCACUAAGGUCCUCUACUUUACAGACCACUCACACACACCCUGCAUGAUCCACAUCAACAAGAGGUUGGGGAAAGUCACUCUGAGAGAUGUGAAGACUGCAGUAGACAGAGAUGACAACUACAGAUUCCACUUCAAAGCCCUCGACCCCGAGUUUGGUACCGUUAAAGAAGAGGUAUUUGAAGACGAGGCGUUGGUUCCAGGCUGGGAGGGGAAGAUAGUGGCCUGGGUGGAGGAGGACAACGGAGAGGAGAGGAUUAAAGGACCUAGCUGCUGAGGAACUAGAGGACCUAGCUGCUGAGGAACUGAAGGGAACUAGCUGCUGAGGAACUAGAAGACCUAGCUGCUGAGGAACUGAAGGUCCUAGCUGCUGAGGAACUGAAGGACCUAGCUGCUGAGGAACUAAAGGACCUAGCUGCUGAGGAACUAAAGGACAUAGCUGCUGAGGAACUAAAGGACCUAGCUGCUGAGGAUCUAAAGGACCUACAGUUGAAGUUUUUUCAAAUGUUGUUACGUCACAGCCUUAUUCUAAAAUUGAUUUUUUUUAAAUACACAAUACCCCAUAAUGACAAAGCAAAAACUGG